AUGCGCCCAUCAUCAUUCCCUAACGCAGCGCUGGCCGCGACCCUACCAAUCGUUGCCUCUGCCCAGGGGAGCUAUACUCUUAAAGACGAUCUCACAUACAACAAUUUCUUCCAGAACUUCGACUUCUUUUCCGGCAGCGAUCCCACGAACGGAUUUGUCCAGUAUCAGACCAAGGAUGCCGCGACCCAAAAUCAGCUCGUCGGCUAUUUCGAAGACACGCAGAGUGUAUUCCUUGGCGUCGACUAUAAGAACAAGGACCCGAAAGGACGGGCCUCCGUCCGCGUCGAGAGCACAAAGACCUGGAAUCAAGGCCUCCUCAUCGCAGACAUCCGUCAUAUGCCUGACUCUACCUGUGGCACGUGGCCGGCCUACUGGCUCCUCGGCCAACAAACGGUCGGCACAGAUGACUGGCCUAAGGGCGGCGAAAUCGAUCUCCUCGAGGGCGUGAAUCUCGACUCUGCCGCCGCAGUCACACUGCACACGUCCGCCGGAUGUGCCGUCGACAACGCUACUUCUAGCAUCCAAAGCCGAGCCGAGUCUGCCUUCAUGGGCAGCAUGUCUACGUCCAAUUGCGACGUCGCCGCCGAGGACCAAGACAAGAACGUAGGCUGCAGCAUCCAGGCACCGAAACUUACCGCGCAGAACAAUUUGGCGACGUACGGCACGGACUUCAACAACGCUGGGGGAGGCGUGUAUGCUAUGGAGUGGACGGACUCAUCGAUCUCGGUCUGGUUUCUUCCACGCAACAGCACGACCUUUGCGUCUGCGUCCUCGAAUGCUACACAGACGCUCGACCCGUCCACCUUUGGUACGCCGCUGGCGAAGUUCCAGGGCCAGGGGUGUGACUUCCAGGAGCGCUUCAAGAACAUGCGGAUCAUCUUCGAUACGACCUUCUGUGGUGAUUGGGCAGGCAAGACGUGGGAAGAGUCCACGUGUGCUGCUAAGACAGGCGCGGCAACGUGCGAGGAGUACGUGCAAAACAACCCUGAGGCGUUCGCCGACGCGUACUGGGAGAUUGCGGGCCUCAAGUGGUUUGAGAAGUCAAGUGCUUCCGGCAGCCCAUCGACACUGUCCGUGCCUGCGGCUUCACCUAGCUCGGUAUCGUCUUCCGUUCCCGUGGCUUUCCCUAGCUCUUUGGCACCUCCUCCCAGCUCAGUGUCUUCUCCUAGCUUUGUCACUUCUAUCGUCCCAGUGUCCUCCUCGGUCGUGCUCUCCUCUCUGAACCCGGCACUCAACCCAGUAUCCUCCGCUAUCGAUCCCGCACCCUUAAACACAGCCGCUGCUCCCGCAGCUUCUUCCGCAGCGCCAGCACCCAGCAAUGGCACUGGAUCUGGCUCUGGCGGUGGCUCCAGUCCCAAUAUGCAGGGUUUCAUAUGGCCAACCGCACAUGUUGGUGGCAGCCCUGUAGCCUCUAGCCCAGCCGCUUCUUCUGACGUAGCAGCUUCGUCAAGCCCAGGUGCAUCCAUUCCAGCAGCUUCUCCCUCAAGCCCAUCACUUUCCGAUCCUGCAGUUUCCUCUUCAAGCCUAGCAGCUUCUCCCGACCCAACAGCCUCUCCUAGCUCGGCUGCCGCCGACUCGACAGCUUCUUCCAUCCCGGCAGCUUCUUCCACACUACUCAAUGCUCCAACCCAAGCUGCCAACCCAGUCGCAUCCUCUAUCGCCGCCUCUCCGGUCGAUGCUGCGCCAUCAAACGCAGCCCUGAGUACUGCAACUGCUCCCUCUGCCGCCCCGACUGGUCUUAGUCCACCUGCUGCCGGCCUACCUGCUGCCAGUCAACCCGCUGUCAGUCAACCUGCUAGCCAACCUGCCGCCAGUGAGCCUGCUGCCACUCCCUUACCCGCGACUUCUUCUGCGUCUAUACCUUCAACCACCUCAUCUUCCGCCGCCCCGCUGUCCACCUCUAGCUCUGGGUCCAACUCCAGCUCCGGAACCGAUGGUUCUAGCCCUAACAUGAAAGGUUUCAUCUGGCCCACAAAGCAUCUUGGGAAGCGAGCGGCUGCAGUGGGAGGUGUGAAGCGACUGGGCCGAACUUCCCGCUGGUAG
This is a messenger RNA of Didymosphaeria variabile, 2043 nucleotides long. RefSeq lists its product as uncharacterized. Gene Ontology annotation, biological process: glucan catabolic process. The transcript has a single exon. Bases 1 to 2043 code for a protein of 680 amino acids. The record is from RefSeq and is a predicted model, not a curated record. Gene Ontology annotation, molecular function: hydrolase activity, hydrolyzing O-glycosyl compounds. Lineage: Eukaryota; Fungi; Ascomycota; Dothideomycetes; Pleosporales; Didymosphaeriaceae.